Molecule: messenger RNA, 3176 nt
Organism: Paralichthys olivaceus (Japanese flounder)
Lineage: Eukaryota; Metazoa; Chordata; Actinopteri; Pleuronectiformes; Paralichthyidae
Gene: pgpep1l
Product: pyroglutamyl-peptidase I like
Biological process (GO): proteolysis
Cellular component (GO): cytosol
Molecular function (GO): pyroglutamyl-peptidase activity
Source: RefSeq, a predicted model, not a curated record
CCCCUGAAUGCAUCACUUCCACACUGACCAUCCGCACUUAUUAGACUGGGAACAGCGCCUUCAAGCGGACAAAAGGUGAGUUGCAGGAGCUCGGGUGUCUUUUAUUGUGAAAUGCGCAACAACUGUUUGUGUUUACAGACACGAACACGUGGAGAAUGACCGGAAGAGAAACGGUGGUGGUAACAGGGUUUGGACCUUUCAGACAGUUCCUGGUGAACCCCAGCUGGAGAGCAGCCCAGGGGUUGGAGUCGGUUGGACUGGGAGAGCAGGUGGAUGUUUACAUUAAGGAGCUUCCUGUGAGUUAUGUGAAGACUCAGCAAAUCAUCGCUGAGAUUUGGAAAACUCUUAAACCAAAGUUCGCGGUACAUCUGGGCAUAGCUAGAGGUUCCAGUGUCGUCAUGUUGGAGCAAACAGGGAACAACAGUGGCUACAGAGACAAAGACGUGUGUGGACUCUGUCCUGAGGGUCACUGCUGCACGGACAAAGGUCCAGAGAGACUCUGCUCAGUCAUUAACAUGAGAGCCGUUUCCAAACAGUUCAAGAAAGCAGGGAUGGAUGUCAUAUACUCUGGAGAUGCUGGCCGGUACCUGUGUGAUUUUGCAUAUUACUGCUCAUUGGACCACGGGCAGGGGAGGGCAGCCCUCAUCCAUUUACCCACAUCUGGCGGCCUGGCCUCAGCCGACACUCUGGUCCCUCUGCUGCAGACUGUCAUACAGACCAUGCUCGGUCAGCUGGUCGACCCGUCACUAACAGUAUGAACGGAUGAUGAUGGCUGAUUCUGCAGCAGGCACGCUAAAGCACAGUUUAACUUCUAGUACAGAUAUUCAACAUCAAACAGAAACCACGUUGCUGAAUAAAAAACAGAGGAAACUGUGGCACUCAGGAGAAUGUUUACCUCCGCCGAGGCCCAACAGCCCACUUCUAAAACCACAUCUUAACUCACUGAACCAGAUCAGUCCCAUAAACCUGCCUGAUCUUACUGAUCAAGGUCCAGCACCUUAUCCCUCAAUGCUAAAGAAAGUAAAAAAAUAUCCUGGAUCCACAACUAAAUGUUUAACGUGUUCUUCCCUGACCCAUAUGGCAUCCCUCCACCAAGUGUCGUGGAAAUCCGUCCAGUAAUUUUUGGGAAUUUGAAAACUUUGAAAUAUAUAAUUAUAUAGUGCUAUUAUUGUGCUUAAAAAGCAACAAACAGACAUAACCUAUGGACAAACAUAACCUCCAUGGUGGAGGUAAUAGAACAGGCACUCAUAGUUCUCAUUCAUUUAUUUAUUCAAAAUUUCAGCGAGAAAAAAAGAAAAUACAAGAAGUUCUCAGAUACACAUUUGGAGACGGCACGUCAGAAAAAUAUACCAUCUCAGCUAUAAGUGUGAAAAACUUUUUGAGGCCUCAGAUACAGAGUUUGAAAGAAGACAGAAGAGUCUAGUGAAGGUUUUUUUUUUUGUGAUUAUUUCCCCAAUCAGGUAAUGAACACACAGAUUUUUCUUUUUGUGAAAAAUCAUUAUAAUAAAAUAAUAUUAGUGAACCAAGGCCCCCUCAGAAGGAAUGCAAAUCAUAAAAAGAGAGGCAUGAGAAUGUUAAACCUCAAACUUAUUAUUGCAGUUUUUAAAAAUGCAUUGACGCAUCCUCCAUAAACAUGAGGUUUGCAUGAAGAACAGUCUGAAGAAUUGAAAUGAUAGAUGUUUUCUAGCUAGUGUUUAUAUUUACACUGGAAAUCUGCAAACAAGCGACUACAGUGAGAAGCUGUUAUCUUAGGCCUUCCAUGUUUCUUUUAUUUUCUACUCAUGUUGUUUACCUUGUCUACCCGCAAUCUAUGCGACAUCCCCGUCCUAUUCUUCGUCCUCGUGUUUUAUUUUAAACGCUGUAUAGUUUGUGAUCUAGCCAGUAAUUCACCUCACAUGUUCCCUGUAAUGUCUACUCUCACAAUUGAAAAAGAGGAAAUAUAUAAGAAGUAUUCUUAUUUUACCCAUCGCAUAAUGUACAUCCAAACUGAAAGAACAGAAACUUAAUAAAUGCACAGAUAUGUUCAGUAACUACACAGGAUGUUUGCUUGUCUGGUGAUUUUGUUUUUGUACCAAUGUCGUGUAAAGCAGCUGUUUUUUUUAACCCGAGGAUUGUUCACUUCGAUCAUUAUUCCUUAAAAUCACACAGAUUCAAUUCUUAAGGAGAACUUAGAUGUAGCACCUACAUUUCACAUUAAAUAAUUUUUUUUUUUUUAUUGCUUUUAAUUUCCAAAUGUCACCAUCUCCUUGCACUGAGACAAUGUUCAAACAUUGAUCCACCCUCUUCAAAAGUAGAACUGAGGUUUUUUACGUGAAGCUUUGAGAUGUUAAAGCUCGACGGUAUAAGAUCCACUGAGGUGACUGUUUGAACCAGCAGCAUUAACUGUAAGUUAGUAGCAGUACAACAGGCCAGGAACAAAGGUGUGUUUAGGUAAGUCUAGAACGUCAUGACAUUCAGCAGGUAGACGUGGAACAGGGGAGAUGACGGCGUUCACCGAGACAUGAAGAAAUAAACCAAAAUGAUUGGUUUAAUAAUCUUAGUGACGAGAUCAAAGUUUCUUCUGCCGCUUUGAUUCCAACACCGACUGAAAGUAGAAACACGUGGUAGGUGGCGUCGCUCCCGUCUCUUUAAAGUGUUUGUAUAGUGACAUAUCUUUUCUUACAUUCACGCUACAGAUCCUAACACACGACUGAAUCUUAUUAUUUUAGAGCGUGAUCUGGAUGUUUGGAAUAAACUUCACUGAAACUGAUGAAAUGUGUUGUGUGGUCACAGGCUGCAGGUGAACAGCAAACGCUUUUUCCCUUUAUUAAAUAUUCCUCACUUUGACUGUUCGGACUUCUUUAUGAGCAGUUUUAGAUGAUUUAAAAAAGGGUUUUGUCUUUUGAGGAUUCGAGUUGUGACAAUGAUAUCUGGAAUCAGUGGGGAUGGAAUGUCUGGGCUCGGCCUCUUACGCUGAAUACGAUACACAAAUUAUAGUGUACGUUGACUUAUUUUUGUAGCAUAUUUUCUCAAAUAAAUACUCAACAGAUUAACUUAUUGAAUGAGUCUUUUCCUUUGUUUGCUCAAAGGUAUAGAUGUACAUAGACGCAAACCCCUGGGAAAGUCGGGCUGAUCUUCCAGCGCUUAAAUUCCAUCUCCCGUCCUAUGUUGGCUUUGUGAGGUUUAUCUAGAAUCCC